Messenger RNA from Bursaphelenchus okinawaensis, 312 nucleotides. Lineage: Eukaryota; Metazoa; Nematoda; Chromadorea; Rhabditida; Aphelenchoididae. The record is from the annotation of a GenBank genome assembly.
AUGAUGCGCGAAUCGAGUAGUUGUGAGCUGAAGAAUGAAGGAUGUCACAUUUGUUUAGAAGAUGAAGCGAAAGACCCCAUGUACUGUCUACAAUGCCUAAAGAUCAUCGCCUGUAAAGUCUGUUUCAGAGAUUACCUUAGGGAGUGCAAAGAAACCCUUCUGAAAUGUCUGAACUGCCAAAGACCUAGCAUCGUCAUGUAUUCGCUGUUCAAUAAGGUGGCAAAACAGAAGAACGACAAGUUUUAUGCUCAGAUUCCAGAGCAAUAUUUUGAUAUAGUGGAAGAUGAAGAAGAAGUGGAAGAAGGAAGUUAA